This is a messenger RNA of Eimeria tenella, 1035 nucleotides long. RefSeq lists its product as uncharacterized. The transcript has a single exon. Lineage: Eukaryota; Apicomplexa; Conoidasida; Eucoccidiorida; Eimeriidae. The coding region runs from base 1 to 1035 and encodes 344 amino acids. The record is from RefSeq and is a predicted model, not a curated record.
AUGUCGCGCCGCAGAGAGCCCAGCGAAAGAAGGAGAGAGAGAGACAAACGAAUGACAGUCGACGUCGAGGGCACUCUGCAGCUUCCCCAGGACACAACGCAGCUGCUGCAGCAGCAGCUGCAGCAGCAGCACGUGCUGCAGCAGCAGAUGCUGCAGCAGCAGCAACAGCAGCAGCAGCUCCUGCAUCACCACCACCACAUGCUCCAUGGACCACUGGUCCACUGCAUAAGCCAGCCUGCGCACAUGCCCUGCAUGCAGGUAAUCAAACCCGCGGAAGAUGCAGCAGCAGCAGCAGCUGCUGCUGCUGCAGCUGCUGCUGCUGCUGCUCCUCCCGUAGCCCCACAAGCUGUCUAUCAGGUGUACGGGCAGCCCGCAGCAGCAGUCAUGAGCCCACAAGGCCCCUAUGUUGAAGUGCUGCAGCAGCCGACAGCAGCGGCCCCCCAGAAGCAGCAGCAACAGAAGCAGCACUGCAUGCGGCAGCAGCAGCAGCAACAACAACAAAUGCCGCAGCAGCAGUACGUUCUGCAGCAGCCGCAGCAAGCCAUGAUGCUGCCGCAGCAAAUGAUUCUUCCGCAGCAGGUAGCAGCAGUGCAGCAGCCACCCAUGGGCGCCUUGCCACAGCAGCAGCAAGUGCUGCUGCCAGCAGCAGCAGCAGCAGCAGAAGUCCCCGGAGUGGCCCUGCAAGGUGCAGCAGCACCAGUGGCUGUUUACCCCUACGGAGGGGCGCCAGUGGUGCAGCAGCAGCCCUACGUGCUGCAGCAGCAGCAGCCCUACGUGUUGCAGCAGCAACAGCCCUACGUGGUGCAGCAGCAGCAGCCCUACCCCAUAGUGAUCCAGCAGCAGCAGCAGCCCGUGCUGCUGCCAACAGCAGCAGUAUCUUAUCCCGGGGCUCUUGCUGCAGUGCAGCAGCCAGCUGUGGUGAUUGCAGGGCCCGGCGGCACCCUCUUGCUGCAGCAGCAGCCACCCAUAUUCCGCCGAACUCAGCAGCAGCCGCAGCAGCAGCAGCAGCAGCAAAGUCGAUUCUGCUGCAUGUAA